CUGUCUGUCUAUCUAUCUAUCUAUCUAUCUAUCUAUCAGACUGCCUAUCUACUAAACUGUCUGUCUAUCUAUCUCUCUAUCUAUCUAUCUGUCUGUCUGUCUGUCUAUCUACUUAUCUAUCUGUCUAUCUAUCUACCUACCUAUCUACUUAUCUAUCUCUGUCUAUCUAUCUACCUAUCUGUCUGUCUAUCUAUCUGUCUGUCUGUCUGUCUAUCUACUUAUCUAUCUGUCUAUCUAUCUACCUACCUAUCUACUUAUCUAUCUCUGUCUAUCUAUCUACCUAUCUGUCUGUCUAUCUAUCUGUCUGUCUGUCUAUCUAUCUAUCUGUCUAUCUAUCUAUCAGACUGUCUAUCUACCAAACUGUCUAUCUAUCUAUCUGUCUGUCUAUCUACUUAUCUAUCUGUCUGUCUAUCUAUCUAUCUAUCUAUCUAUCUAUCAGACUGUCUAUCUACUAAACUGUCUGUCUAUCUAUCUCUCUAUCUAUCUAUCUACCUAUCUACCUAUGUCUAUCUAUCUAUCUAUCUAUCUAUCUAUGCUGCAUGAUUUUCACGAGUCUGUAAUAUAGCUCCACAGUGGGGUACUUUCUGGUUUUUAGAUCAUUUUUAAACCCGAUAGGAUUGGCUUGUCAUGAGAUAUUAUUACACGCUAUCGUAUUAGUCAAUUUAACGUCAACCUUAUUUGUUUAAAUAAUAGCGCUGGAGUCUCGUUUCAGUACUACAUUGCCCAGAUUCCCAACGCGACCCCCACCAAUCAGGGGUGUCGCUGUUACCAUGACAUGUGACCGACGUCGCCCUCUUGGAUUGGUCCGCUAUUUUUUUGUUGAAAAGUUCGUUUUGUGAAAACGAGGCGUGAUAACUCGGACAUCAAGUACCAAUAUUCUAAGAUACUAAUAAGUCAGUUCUAGCGAAAAUAUACUACAAUAUAUUAUUGGUAGUAUCAGGCUGAAAGUGGCCGGUAAACCGACUCGGAGUCAUAUGCAAUGCAUUAUGGGAAUGGUAGUCAUUUUCUCCUUAAAGCCAUGCACACAGGCUGCGUCCGAAACCGCAUACUUACCUACUACACGCCAGAGGGGUAGUAUGUCCGAAUUCUAAGUAGGGGAGAAAUACCCGGAUGGCGUACUGCUUCUGGUGAGAUUUUGCAGUAUGCAACCGGUGCACACUGCGCGGAUCAAACAGCCCCAUGAUGCAACGGGACUGGUGCGGACGAGCUCAGAAAAAUACAACGCGGAAGACAGUGUCGGCUCCUUUUAAGUAUUAAACCUUGGUUAAACCGGUUCUUGUUUAAAAAUACGCGAAUAAAUUGUUAACCUGUUGAAGUUUUUUGUGUCUAUGGUGACGUCGAAGGUCACAUGACAAUGCUAGCAUGGCGGAUAUAGUACGCCCGGGAUUGUAGUCAUAAUACACACACAUACUGAUUAGUACGUUCUGUUUCAACGGUAAUGCAGUGCGUACUGUCACAGAUUGAUUACUGUGACUGAUUUCGGACACAGCCUGCUUUCAUACCGAACGCCAAAUGAUUGAUCGCCUUCAGCUAAUUCACGCCUGCACGAUAGGAGGCGCUGACCGAGAAUGCAUUUUACUCCUGCACACUAGGUGGCGCUGACCGAGAAUGCAUUUUACUCCUGCACACUAGGUGGCGCGACCCAUUAAGAUGCACAGAAAAUAACUUUUUCUUAUUUUAUGUGUAAUUUACCCAGAAAGGGAGGCAUAGAGAUUUUUUUUUUCAACAGCACCAUCAAGCUGUUUUAGUAUAAAUGAAAUAAAGUGAAAUAUAAUAUAAUGCAGUAACACAGUAGUGGGACAAAACCCUGUUUAUUUGUGCUUCUUCUUCUGUAUCGAAGUAUUAUUGAGCCGGUUCUCGUGUAUGGUGCCAUUUGUUUCUUUCAUAUGCUAACAGUUACCAAAUCAUAAUCAACUCUUAAAGAUAACUAAUUUAAUGAGAAAAAAUUUUGGUAUCCCUGCUUCUAAUUUAUUGGACUGUGUCAUUUCAUAUACGCUCAGGAAGGCACAUAAUAUUUUUAAUGAUCCAGACCACCCACUUUCUGGCCUCAGGUAUAGACUACUCAUGUGAAGAAAGGUCAUCUAUGGUAGUUUUGUUCCUAUGGCUAUACAAGCAUUAAACACACGGUAAUCAGCCACUGUGAUGCCAUCUUAUGCUCUGGCAUUGUUUUUUCCUUCUCUCUUCUACGUCUGUGAUUGUUUUGAUGGUUAAUAUGUUGUGUUUAUGCUUUCUACACAUCACUCUAGAAACAAAUUUCCUCUUUGAGGACAAAUAAAUGAUCUCUGACGCCAUCUGAACAAAACUCGCAACUCCGGAAGACUCUUCUUCAAUGUUUACACUAGUUUUCAAAAUAGCGUUCUGUGCGCCAUCAAUCUCACCCCGUUUCCGGACACGUGAUCUGAAGCUAAAAUUUAAUUAGACGGCCCGAUAGGAAAAAAAAAAAUCAACAUACUACUGUUUAGAUUCAAGGCCCUUUACACCGUGUGUGUGGAGUUUUUAUGUUCUCCCUGUGCUGCGGGGGUUUCCUCCGGGUACUCUGGUUUCCUCCCCCAGUCCAAAGACUUGCGUGAUAGACUGAUUGGCAUGUCCAAAGUGUCCAUAGUGUAUGAAUGGGUGUAUGAAUGUGUAUGUGAGUGUGCCCUGUGAUGGAUUGGCACCUGGUCCAUGGUGUAUGCUGCCCCAUGCUCCCUGUGAUAAGCUCCAGGUUCCCCACUACCCUGUAGGAUAAGUGGUAUAGAAGAUGGAUGAAUGUGGUUUAGUGCGCAGCCCUACAGCUGCUGUGAUGGUGUAUUGUCAUUUCAGAAAAUGGCCACGAGGAGGCGCCCUUAUUCACUUAUUACAUAUUCUGCCUUCAGCAAGACACACCCUUUUUCAAAGCUUUCAGUGACCAUUCCCAACAUUCCCUCUCACUCUCUCUAUUUUUCAGACACAGAUGUCAAAUAUCUUUUUACCACUAUAUUUAGUGGUCAGAGGAUUUCAGGCUAUAUCCGACUAUAUUUUAUCUCUUGUGUAGAAUCAGAAUAUUGCUCCUAGAUUAGGUAAUGACACAUAAUGGUGUUGAAUUAUGUCAUUCAUUCGAGAAUCUCUUUUGUCCUACAGGCCAGCUAUCCCUUACAUAUACUCACAACUGGCUCUGUCUGAAGACGUGUCACAGUGAAUUUGACAAAAAAGGUUCAUUCCAGUAUGCUCAGAUCAGUGUCAGACAAACAGUGCUGAAACUUAACUCUGCAUGUUGUUAACCUCAGUUCAUCCAUUUAUCUCGAUACUUAAGCAGUGGUGUACAGUAUGGUGGUGCAGCGGGUAAUGUUGCUGUCUCACCGCUCUACAGUUCGAUCCUAAUCUCGGAUUACUGUCUGUGUGGUGAUUCACACAUUCUCUCCAUGUCAGUAUUGGUUUCCUCCAGGUUCUUCGAUUUCCUCCCACCUCUCAAAAACAUGCAGAUGCUAAAUUGUCCCUAGGUGUGAAUGUGUGUGCACGGUGCCCUGCAAUGGACUGGUGUCCCAUCCAGGGUGUAUUCCCACUUUACAUCCAGUGAUCCAGGGAUUGGCUGUGGAUACACCAUUACCCUAACUAGGAUAAAGCAUUUACUGAAGAUGAAGUAGUGGUAGUUUUAUCAUCAUCAUCAUCAUCAUCAUCAUUGUUGUCAUGUAUUUAACCGUAUAUGAAUUUAAAAUGUUUAAAAGGUUUGCUACAGUAUGCAGAGAUUUGUACAAUGUGUGGAGUUCAUGUUAAAACAUUUUCUCUCAGUUUAGUGAGGUGGGUGGAAGGCAGACAGUGAGAGAAUGAGCUGUAGUAGGUGCGAGCUCUCAGAAUCCACUCAACCUGUAAACAUUAACACCAUUCCAGUUCGAGAAAGACAGAAGUAGGUGUAAAUAAGUAUCGCAGUGACUGUAAUUAAAACCUGACAAUGCUAAAGUUCCUCUUAAACCUGGUAAAAGUGCAGAAGGCAUGGACAUUCAGAGAGCAAAACCUUAAAUAGAUGUUUUGUGUUUUAAAACAGAAAGCUGUACAAGUCUACAGACUGAGUAGUAACUGAAUGUAAGAAAAGAAUAUUGUCAAGAAUUUUCCCAAUUAAACUGCUGCGUAUGAUUUUUUAUAUGAGAUGAUGCAUGUUUAAAAUGACUGCAGUUAUUGCAGAUUCAGAUGGUCCUCCUAAUUCAUGCAUUUGGGGUCUCCUUGUCUUUUACUGCACAAUGUAAUAUAAUGGACUUCAGACAGCAUACGCCUCAGUUUCAGGCCCAGGUAAAAAUAUCCAUCCGAGUUGGAGGGCAGCCAAAGAGUCCAUUUCCCGGCUAAGAAAAUCAGUAUUUCAAUGCAGGCAGUGGUGUCGGCACAGUACGAGCAUUUUUAAAGAGGCCAGUUGCUUUUCAUCAGACACAGACAAGGACGUCGAAGAUUUUUCUCUGUAACAGUUGCAGCCUACACCACUAAUAAUGUUGAAAUAUGAUUGAAAUGCAGUGAAGACUGGACUCUGACAAGACCCAUCAUUUUUCAGUUCAACAGAUCAGUUGGUCUUAUCGUGGCUGUACUGGCUGCAGAAGUCAGGAACCUGUGACUCCUUUGCACGUGUCAGCAUUUUACGUGGCAUUGUAGCUGCUCCUCCCUUCUCAGACCAUGAGUGCUGGAAUAAAACCAGUGUCUCAGGAUCACAGUGGCUCUGGGAUCCCUCUGCCCCGGACCAUGAGCACCUUCUCCAAGCAGAACACCAAGUGCUCAAGCAAAAGCUUCCUGAGUUCACCUGCUCAAUAUCAACCAGGUGGACGAAUGGCUUCCUUCCCUUCCUCUACCUCCAGCACUGCUAACUCUAAAGAGCUGCUCAAAGAAGCUUCAUCAAGGAUUCAGUACCAACUGCAGAGAUCGACUCCACUCAAGACCUCAUUUAACCACAUGACUGGUUCUCGCUCUGCCUACAGUAGCCCACAGGUUCCUAAAAGGGAUAUGGUACGUUCCAAAGACACGCUGGACCUCCGUAGAGUCCCUGUGUCCCAGGACAGGUUUGGAGACUUGACCAGGAAUGGCAACAAAAACUGGAAAAGUAAUCAAGUACAGUUCAAGAGUCUGGAUAAUGCAGAUGCUCCAUCAUCUUCCUGCAUGGUGAUACAGGGGAUCCAGACAGGGAAAGCUCGUCUCAGACCAACCAAUGGGAAUUUGAUUUGGGGAUCGUCUGCUGGUAAUCGACCAGGCUUUAACAAGCAAAGAAUCAAAUUUAAAAAUGGAAGCACUGAGAAAGACAUGAACUCUUGCAAACGUACACCACAGAAAACUGUAGGAAGUGAAUCACCUCGUAUGGCUGCAGUGGCACCUUUCAGAUUCAAGCUUCAGGUUCAGGAGGAUACAGACAUGUCCUCUUUGGAGGAUGUGAGUGACUGCUCCUCUGAUUCCAUGGAAGUGUGCUGUGAAGAUUUGGAUCGAGAGUCUCAGAGGAAGCGUACCGUUCAGAAUGUUCUGGAUCUCCGGCAGAACCUGGAAGACACCAUGUCCAGUCUGCGAGGGACCCAACUCAGCCAUGGUUGCCUGGACAGUAGCAUGUGCUAUGACAGUGAUGACACCAAUGCCCGUAGUGUCUCCAGCCUCUCCAACCGCUCCUCUCCACUGUCCUGGCGUCAUGGCCAAGCCAGCCCCCGUCUGCAGGCUGGCGAUGCCCCCUCUUCCACUGGUUACCCACUGGGUUCAAAAGCAUCCCAGUACACCUCUCAUACCAUGCCUGCCCGCUGCUCGAGCCGCCUCAGCAACACCUCCCACAUUGAGCUCAUCGAGAACCUGGACACAGGAGAUGGCGACCUCAAAUCUGGCUACCUGAGCGAUUCUGACCUAAUGAGCAAGAGUCUGAAUGAGGAUGAUGAUGAUGACGAUAAUCUUGCCAACGGGUGGGAUGAGAGCAGCUCCAUCAGCAGUGGUUUGAGUGAUGGCUCUGAUAAUCUGAGCUCAGAGGAUCUGAAUGCUAGCUCCUCACUGAACUCACUACCCACUACACCAGUCGGCUCCCGACGGAACUCCUCCAUAAUGCUGCGUACAGAUGCAGAGAAGCGCUCUCUGGUGGAAAGCGGCCUUGCUUGGUACAGCGAGGACAAGGCCUUGCAGAAAGCAGACAGUGGAGCCUAUGAAACCGGCAGCCUGAAGACCGAGUCCUCUAGCAAAUACAGAAAGAGCAGACCAGCAGAGGGCGCUGCGCAGGAGAAGACCCCGAGACGAGAGCUGAAAAAGCCACAGAGCCUGGGACAGCCAGGCAGCUUCAAAAAGGGCCAGACUCCUCCAGUAGGCGUCACAUCUCCCAUCACACACACGUCACAGAGCGUGCUGAAAGUGGCAGCUAAAGGAGACACCAAGGUUGUAGACAAGCAGAAGUUAUCCCUGAAGACUUCAGGCCUGCAGCGUUCCCGCUCUGAUGCAGGUCGGGACAGUGUUGAGCACCGGAAACCCCCCUCAGGCCUCGUCAAACCCACUGCAGGCAGCUUUGGCUACAGGAAAACACCGACCACUGGCACGGCCACCGUAAUGACAGCAGGAGGUGCCACCAUCUCCAGUGGGUCAGCCACAGUAGGCAAAACUCCUAAGUCCUCAGGCAUCCCCACCAAACCUGUGCCUGGAGGAGGAAGCCGAAAGAACAGCCUGGAUGCCAGCAACGGUGAGAACGGAUUCCUUGCACCAAACGCCCGUGGCAGCAUUCAGUACCGAAGCCUCCCUCGUCCCGCCAAGUCCAGCGCUAUGAGUUUAACGGGGCGAGCUGCCUCUCGUCCUGUUAGCAGCAGCAUUGAUGCCAGCCUCCUUAGCCUCAAGCCCAUGCCCACUUUACCUGCUACCAUGCCUACCAGAGGAAAGGAUGGCGGUAGCACAAAGGCAGGCAGCCGCAUUAGCAGUAUCGGGCCUGUUAACCAGACAGACAAGGAGAAGGAGAGGGCCAAGGCCAAAGCGGACCUGGAGAACAUCUCUCUGAAGAGCGAGAACCAAAGAGAGAGCUGUGGAGAGAAUGCAGAGCAGAUCCACAGGACACGUAGGACCAGCACAAGCAAAUACCCAGAACUGAGUUCUCCAACUACCACACCAAGAAUGCUGGCCAAGUCUCUCGCUCACCCUCCGAGCCUGGCUCACCUAGACAAGCUGAACUCCAACAGCCUAGACUCGUGUGUGACUAUCGAAGACCUUCCCCCAAAGAUUCCUCCCUACUCCAAGCUGCAGGACCUGGUGGGCUCACGCGUUCCCUGCCGCCUCACACCCAGCCCAGCUCCAGUGCUCAACAUCGACUCGCCAAGCUGCUUCUCGGGUCAGCCUCUUUCACUGAGCAGCUCCCCCCUCCUAUACCCCAAGAUGUCUGGUGUCCACCGCAGCAUGGAGUCACUGUCUCUGCACAUGAGCCUGCCACCCAGUGUGGAUCUCGGGGACCAGGUGGAGGCCACAGGCAGGACUAUGGGCACAUGGGGAGCAGGCACUCGCACAUCGGUCACCUUGAAUGACAGUUUACAAACUGACAGGAACACCUUACCCAAGCAAGGAUUAAGUCGCUAUAGCAGUAGCCAAUCAGAAGUAGAGGGGAAGGAGCGCCGCCACUCCCACACGAUAAUGAGCAUGACCGAGUCCGAGAGCCCACCCCAACUCCCAUCACCCACUCACUUGAGCCAAUCCUUUGCUGGCAAAACACCACCCACCAAUGUGGUGGCUCCCAUUACAAGCUCAAGCACCACCCCUCGCAUCACUCGCUCCAACAGUAUUCCAGCCAAUGAGGGCAGCUACGACCUGUAUGCAAGUUCCCCACUGGGAAGCUCCAUGUCGCUGGCCGACCGGCCUAAGAGCAUGAUGCGCUCUGGAUCCUUCCGGGAGCCUGGAGAGGAUGUACAUGGUUCUGUCCUAUCCCUGGCCUCCAAUGCAUCAUCUAACUACUCAUCAACAGAGGAGAGAAUGCAGGGAGAGCAAAUCCGAAAACUACGGCGUGAACUUGAAGCAUCUCAAGACAAAGUGGCGAACCUGACGAGUCAGCUAUCCGCUAACGCCAACCUGGUCGCAGCUUUUGAACAGAGUCUGACGCUUAUGACCGCUCGCCUGCAAAGCCUGUCUGUCAGCUCUGAGCAGAAGCAGGCAGGCCAGGACGUUGAGCUACAGGACCUGAGGGACACCAUUGAUAUAUUGAAAUCCAAGAACACCGAGGCCCAGGUUAUCAUCCAGGGUGCACUCAACACCCCUGAGUCCACACCCAAAGAACUACAGAUUAACAGGCAGAACUCAUCUGAGAGCAUUGCCAGCAUGAACAGUAUCACCAGCCAUUCCAGCUUGGGUAGCCUGAAGGAACAGGAUGCCAAGAAAAAGAAGAAGAAAAGCUGGUUGAGAAGUUCCUUUAACAGGGCUUUCUAUAAGAAGGGCUCCAAGUCGUACUCGGAUAUUGAGGAAAUUGCCACCCCAGAGUCCUCAACUCCUUCGUCCCUGAAAAUCCAUCACGAUGUGGAAAAAACACCAUUCUCUAUAAAUCCAUCCACUUCUGCCUCCUCCUCUGUACUGGGCGAUAGCAGCGACGGCACAGAAACCGAAGAGAAGGUGGUGUCUGAGCUGCGCUCUGAACUCUGGGAAAAGGAACGCAAACUUACAGAUAUCCGGCUGGAGGCCCUUAGUUCUGCUCACCAGCUGGAGCAGCUACAGGAAGCCAUGAGCAAGAUGCAGAUGACUGUAGAAAAUCUGAAGGCAGAAAACGACCAGUUGAAGACUGGUGUCUCCAGACCUCCAAGCUCCACUUCCCAGUCGUCUGGGCUGGGCUCAUUGGGCACCUUGUCACCACGGCAAUCUGUGGCAUCUCUUAGCAAAACCUUUAGCAUGGGAGCAACUGAAAGCUUAAACACAGAUGUAUUUCACAGUCCUACCUCGACCCUGCAGAAGGAUGAGAGCAUUGUCAGAGUGCUAGUGCGCAUACCCAACCAGCAAGUCUUUAAUGAGGAGGUUAAGCAACUGGAAUUCUUCAUUGGCAUGGUCAAGCUCAGUGGGCCGACUGAUUGGAGCACGCUCGACUCUGCCAUCUGCCAAGCUUUUAAAGACUACUUAUCAGUGGUGGACCCGAGCUCCAGCCUGGGCCUGUCUCAGGACUCCAUUUACAGCUACAGCCUCAGUCAUCUGAAGAGAGUGCUAGGAGCUCAGCCACCCGAGACUCCACCAGUACGCUGCCUUAGCAAGAGUUCCACCUGCAUUAACGUGGCUCUCAAAGGUCUGAAGGAGAAGUGCGUGGACAACGUGGUGUUUGAGACGCUCAUCCCGAAGCCUAUGAUACAGCACUACAUUAGUCUGCUGCUGAAGCACCGCCGCUUGAUCCUGUCAGGGCCCAGCGGCACAGGGAAGACUUACCUCUCCUCCCGCCUCGCCGAAUACCUGGUGGAGCGCAGUGCACGAGAGAUCACCCCUGCCAUCGCAGUCUCUUUCAACAUGCACCGUCAAACCUGCAAGGAUCUCCAACUUUACCUGUCCAAUCUGGCCAAUCAGAUUGACCGGGAGACUAGUACAUCUGAAAUCCCACUUGUUCUCGUGCUUGAUGAUGUACAUGAUGCUGCAUCCAUCAGUGAAUUAGUUAAUGGUGCUUUAACAUGUAAAUAUCACAAAUGUCCAUACAUUAUAGGGACCACAAAUCAACCAGUGAAGAUGACCCCCAACCACAGCCUGCACCUUAGCUUCAGGAUGGUUAUGUUCUCCAAUAACGUGGAGCCAGCCAACGGCUUUCUAGUGCGCUACCUGCACAGGAAGCUAAUGGAAGCGGAGGACCCCAGAAGAUUGACAAAUGAGGAUCUCCUGCGGGUGCUAGAUUGGGUGCCCAAGCUCUGGUACCACCUCCACACUUUCCUGGAGAAGCACAGCACCUCUGACUUCCUCAUUGGGCCAUGUUUUUUCCUGUCCUGUCCAGUGACAGUUGAGGAGUUUCGCUGUUGGUUCAUUGACCUGUGGAACCACUCAAUCAUUCCUUACCUGCAGGAGGGAGCCAAAGAUGGUAUCAAGGCACAUGGUCAGAAGGCAGUGUGGGAGGACCCAGUGGAGUGGGUGCGGGAUUCUCUCCCUUGGCCGUCUGCCCAGCAGGACCAGGCCAAGCUCUUCCAUCUGCCUCCACCCAGCACGGGGCCAGCCAGCCCUAGUCAAGUUGGAGACGAACGGCCCCACAAAGAAACACCUCCCAGCUCGAUGGAGUCAGACCCACUGAUGGCAAUGCUGCUAAAACUGCAGGAGGCAGCCAAUUAUAUUGAAUCGCCAGAAAAAGAGGCAGAGCCUAAACUGCCCACGCUAUGAACACAAAUACAUACUGAGCCUUCACUGAUCUCUUUCAUCUCUCCAGUGGUUCUGACAAAACACCGAGGUCCUAAUGCAAACUCCUGAAAUAUACGUUCAUGUCAUAAAUUACUAAAAAUGUCUGUAUUCUUCUAACAGAGAACAUACGCCAUUUUUUUUUCUUGGUUGGCUCACCUUGUUUUGCUUUCCUGUUUAUAUAAUAAUGUAUGUACAUUGCAAGAAUAUUUGUUAUAAAAACGUGUCAUAAAAGCCAAUAGCUACUUUUAGUCACAACCAAAUAGGUACUUUUCUUACAAACAGAAAUAUAUAUCGCUUGUACCUGCAGAUCCUAUACACGAUACAGUUUACAUACAGCAUAAUCAGUAUAUGUUUUUCUUUUCAUGAGCAUUUACUGUUCCACUGCUGCCCACAGUACAACUCAAGGAAGCAGGUGUUGACUGCUAAUUGCUAGUAUGCACAACUUGCAUUCACCUCACAGCUUCUGAACAGAGAAAAUCCAAUCCAAUUGAGCGCCAUCUCUAUGUGCAGACCUUCGCAGUGAUGAGUAUGCGGCAGCGCUGCUGCUGAUCAAGCACGUCUGCCUGGCCGUACAUUUCAGUGAUCGCCUACCCAAAAUUUAAACUGCAUGCUAAAGCCUAUGAUUGCUUUGAACCAUAGAAACACCUUGGAUGUCUUACUUUCUUUUUUUCUGCCAUAUCAUUUUGGCAAACAUGAAAACAUAAAAAAUGGCAAAGUAGAAUGCCAUAAAAAUUCAAAGUCCUGCAAAGUGUGCCGUCCUGUCCCCUGUAGGGGGCAGUGUUCAUCUCAAAAUCUUCAUUGCCAUACUACUGGCAAUGCUGGGGAAGUCAGUAACAGCACUUCAACCAUACAUAGCAAAGAGUAUAGAGACCUUUCAUACAGAUUGCAGUAGCCGAAUGCUAUUUCUGUAAGCUCUCUAAACAGCAUAACUAUUCUGUAUUCUUUUUAUGUAACAGUACUGUAGUUAGAUUUUAUUCGGCUUUGAAACUAAUCUCAGCUCAGGGGGUGGGUAAUCUCAGGCAUUCACAUAUGAUUAUUUAAUAUUGCUGUACUCUUGGUUAAAGGCUCUCUUGUAGCAUAUGGUGCAAAUAUCUCAAAAUGCAAAAACCAAAUACUCAAGUGUUCAGACCUGCUCCGUACCAGCCAGGUGUUCAGAGUAGGAAACUGCCCCUACAGAUGUGCAUUAAGAGCUAAAAGAGAACUCUAGACAAGCGUAAGAUUAUGUUUGGAUUUAUUUGGUGCUAUCAAACAUCACCCACCUCUAGGAAAAUGACUUUUCCCAUACAGUGGUCUUAUAUUUAUAGGUGCUUUAUCUCAGUAAAAUAGCCUUACGUUCUCAUAGCUUACAAUGGCAUCUCCAUGAAGUAACUACCAGACACAAACUAUCCAUCCAAUAACAUUAUCUGCCUCUUUAUGCGCUCCUUUCUACUUCAAAUGGCAGUGGCACAUCUUAACGUUAUUCUUCCGAAACUUAUCAUAAGCAUAUCAUAACAGUAUUUUUCUGGUAAUGAAACUAAAGGUGAAGUUGCGUGCUCCUUCAUCCGAAGAUCUGACCUUAGGCCCUGUAGUAAAAAUAUGAGGCAUGAACUUUGAUAAGCUUGGCUAGGAAUGUAACUGCAUAAAACUAGAGGAUGUGCAAUUGCUCAAAAUAAGCAGUGGUGGACCAGUAAUUUCCCUCACCUUUACCAGAAAACACAAAGCAUAUCAAUAUAUGCAUGUUUACAGGCAAAACUGAUUUGAGUGGAUCAGUUGUAAAAUUCGCAUCAUUCCAAAUGGUUUCUGCAUUGAUAUUUUUAUUUUGCCUUAAACACUGUAUUCUGUCAAUCUUCAUCAAUGUAAAUAUGUCACUGACAGAAAAUGGGGGGGAAAGGGUCUUUAAAUGGUCAUAUAGGGUUUUGUUAUCUAGAUCAGUAAAAAGUGCCACAAAAUUCUUUAGAUAGGUAUUACUUAUAUUCACAUACAGUAAGAUUGUCUAUUUCUGAGGUUUCUUUGCGCUGCUAUUCCCAACCUGCUGUGGGAGAUUUCCAUUUAAUUACAUCCCUUAAGACUUACGACAGCUUGUCAAGGCUUUAUUUGCCAAGCCCAUGCAAUGGCUUUCUUUCCGAUAAAAAGAUUGGAGGACUUCAGGUCCCAUUUGCUAAUCUAUAUUUUAUUUUAAAAAUGUUAUGAGGAUAGAUUGGUCUUUAUAAUGUAACUGUAUUAUUGGUAAUUUGCCAUAAAAUUGAAUGACCACUGGGAAAAUAUGGCUUAAUCCAAUGGGCACAUUUGACAUUUUUUUCUUCAUGUGUUUUGUCUUGCUUUGAUGCAACAGAUGAGAAAGAAAUGAAGUAUUGCCCAGCCAUUAAUUAUACCUGUGCCUCAUGUUUGCCCCUGUAUGGAAUAGGAUGUUGGUAACAGAAGCCAUUGUGCUCUGUCUGCAUCACAUCUCUGGUUCAUGUGCCUGUAACUGUGAUGGCUGUGUUGUGUUGUGCUGUGUCUCCCUAACAGGACUAUUCAACAACUUACUGUUGACUUUGACUGGUGAAGAGGGAGGAUGAUAGUGACACUGUUUGUUGUUGGGUUUUUUUGGGGGUUUUUUUUUGUAUUUGUUCUCUCUCUCAGUCCCACUUACAAAUGUUCUCAACUGCAAUACAUCUAAGAUAGAUUACCACACACACUAUACUACCUGCCCGAGUAGUGAUCAUUAUUGGUCAUUGUAUUGGAGAAUUUUGAGAGCAUUACAUUUGUACCAUGUAGUUCUCAAAUUAUAUCUCAAACCCUUGAGAUUUUUCUAUGUUGGCCAAAGUUAUACUACAAAUAUCCUUUGAUGCAUCAGAUCUGCUCGAAUUACUUAUUGAAGUGUAGAACUAGAUUUUUGUCCAGUUUGUUUUACACAAAACAGUGGGUUAGGAUAAUAAUCCUGGGUCACAAGUUGUUGAACAGUCCAUAGAUUUCAUGCAAUGCUUGUUAUUGAUUCAAAACUAAAAUAGUCUACUAUCAAAGGUAUGGUAUCUAAUGUAACUUGCAAUGUGCAAUAGAUGUGCAAUGGGUUUCUAAAUGUUGUAAAAGCAUGUCACCUUUUGUGUGAAAAAGAAUUUGGGAAUGGUCUACCUAAUGUCUGGCCAUUAUAAUAGGAUAUAGCCUUCUUGUUUGUAAUUUUCCCCCAGAUAAUUGUUUAAACCAAUUAUUAUUAAUUUUUUUUGUACAUAAUGUCAUAACUGUAUACAUUGUAAAUAGCCAAGUCAUUUGCGACAACAAUCAUUUAGGUUCAGAAAACUAGUAGAGAAAUGUGGUUUGUAAAAGAGGAACUGUUUGUCUGGAGUGACCCUGUAAACCUGUGGGGAACUGGCAUGCUUUCAGAAGUCUCUGCAUAACCACAAGUCCAACGUUAUUCAUCCGCCAUAAUAAAA
Messenger RNA from Ictalurus furcatus (blue catfish), 13652 nucleotides. RefSeq names its product neuron navigator 1b (gene nav1b). NCBI's taxonomy places the organism in Eukaryota, Metazoa, Chordata, Actinopteri, Siluriformes, Ictaluridae. Gene Ontology annotation, cellular component: axon initial segment; microtubule cytoskeleton. Gene Ontology annotation, biological process: neurogenesis; microtubule bundle formation; neuron migration. The record is from RefSeq and is a predicted model, not a curated record. The coding region runs from base 4615 to 10245 and encodes 1876 amino acids. Gene Ontology annotation, molecular function: ATP hydrolysis activity. The transcript is spliced from 32 exons.